AACUCUCUCUCUCAACCCAGAAAUUCCAGAUCUGCUCUGUUCUUCCUCCCCUACUGCCGGUUCCAGCUUGGUGAGGGUGGGGAUUUUUCCAGUUUUCUGAUUUCUUGAUUUCUCCCCAAAUUGCCGCCGGCCUUCCCUUAGCUUGCAGCUCCGGUUUUUUCUUGCAAAAUUCUGAAAAUUAGUUAAUUAGUUGCUGUGAGAUUUUGGAGAAAAUCUCGUGAGAUUAGCUAUGGUUUUGCCAAUUUUUGGAAGUGGCAGUACUGUUCAUUGCGUGAUUACUGUUCACAGUAGUGCGGUAUUCAUUCUGGAUAUUUUGAUUAGGUUUCUGAUCGUUCUGUCAGUUUAGCACUUGGAUUGAAUCCUCGGUUUUAUGCGAGUAAGGUAAAUAAAUUAUGGUAAUGCGCUUCGAUUUUUAAAAGCAUGUUUUGACUUGUUUUUGAAAUGGUGGUGGGACUAAACCCUUUUUUUGCAAAAGUAAGUAUGACUGAUUUGAAGUGAAAUUUUUAUGCCUUGCAUUAAAUUGAGCAUGCCUACUUGAAAUUUAAUUGAUUGUCCUGAUGAUUUGAAAGUGAUUGGUGAAUUAUGAUUUUUCUGUUAACUUCUGCCUGUUUUGUCUCCGAUGUGGUCAUGUUAUUAGUGACCCUGCUAGUGGGGGUUAAACGCUAGCACAUGUCGACAUGUUAUUGAUAGAACCGGUUCGUACGAGUAACCCUGCUAGUGGGGAUUAUACACCAGCAAAUAGUGUAGCCUGCUAGUGGGAGGUUUAUAACACUGGCCAUGACCUAUAGAGGAGACGUCUAUUUCAUUCCCGCACUGUAACCAUUUUUCGUGAUUACACUUGUUGGCAUGCUAUAAGUUUAAUUAAGGGCACUCCAUAUUUUACUUACUGAGUUUAUCUCAUAGUUUUUCCUUGCCCACCAUUUCAGAAAGCGAAACCGAGGAUGGGGAAACUACGGGAAAUGACGAAUUAGAAGGCUAGCCAUUUCAAGAUUGAUAUAGAUUUUAGAAAUAAAUCAUGCUUUUGUAAGAUAGAUUUUACCUUGAGAUUUUGAGCUUAAGUGUUGGACAUAGAAUUAAUUUGAAAUAUAUUAUUUAAGUUAUUGGAUUGUCAGAUGUGAAUUGGAUAAGUUCCGAGCCUUGUGCAUUUGUGGGACCCUCUCACGAGUGCAUGGCAUCUAUCGCGUCCCCAGCUUUGGGUUCU
Molecule: messenger RNA, 1201 nt
Organism: Rubroshorea leprosula
Lineage: Eukaryota; Viridiplantae; Streptophyta; Magnoliopsida; Malvales; Dipterocarpaceae
Source: the annotation of a GenBank genome assembly